UCUUCAUAAUUUGUUUCUCCUUCUCACCACGUACAGAAACUUCUUGGAUGACAAGAUAAACUAAGCCCUUAGCAUCACAAUGUGUUCACAUCAAUUGGUCGCCUCGUUCCAAUAUUGCUCACCAAUGCCCACUCUACAACACACUGCAAGCUGAUUCCCCAGCUAAUGGAAGUGGACAACGUCGCCUUCCUGGAGCCUCGACUCUCUUGGGUAGCUUCAUACAACGACCAAUGGACAAUGAUGCUAACUCCGUAUCCUUUUCAAAUACUUAUAUAAGUCCCUGUCCCGUCUGGUCUUAUCCCAGAUAGCACUCAGUGACCAAACAACAUCCUCUACUACUACAAGACAAUCAGACCUCAUUCAACCUACAACCAAAACAAGUCCACCCACACACACAACCAAAAUGGCAAUCUGGCUCCAAGGCCCCGGCUCCGGCGCCAUCGCCGACCCGGCCCUCAAAAUCCGCCCGGACAGAGGCGGCGCCAUCGUGCAGCCAUCAAGACCCGAUGCAAAGCAGGGUGCCGUGCACUUCAUCCUCCCCGCUCCACCACGCGAGAACCCCAACAUAACCUCCGUCGCCGUUGACUUUGAAACCGAUAAGGCAUACGUCGACGCCGUGGCUAUUCGCUUCGCCAAUAUGGAGGCAUUCCGCGAACGGUUCCCCGGUCCCAAGACUUCGUCCUUUGCCGUUAAAGUGCCUCCGGGAGAGGCGGAGUAUAAUGGGCGGGGUGUUGUUGUUACUGUUUAUGUGAAGUUUAGGGAAUUCAGGGCUGUCGUUGAUUUUGAUCAGGUGAGAAUUGCGGUUGAGUAGGAAGUUUUUGUGGAUUGGGAUUGGGAUUUCGGUUAUUGAUUUCGUUCUUGUGUAUUAUGUAUGGUUUAUUGGUUUGAAGGGUGUCGCUCCCUGUCGGGAUGGGGAAUGUUGUUUAGAUUAUUGCUUUGGUUCUGUAUUUUGUGUUAAAUUACCUGCUGUGGAGAUUUUGAUCUAUGUCUGACUGAAUUGAUGUGCUGUGCAUUUCAUACGGUUGAAGAGAGACAAUAUUAAUUAGCCC
Molecule: messenger RNA, 1049 nt
Organism: Aspergillus costaricaensis CBS 115574
Lineage: Eukaryota; Fungi; Ascomycota; Eurotiomycetes; Eurotiales; Aspergillaceae
Exons: 2
Coding region: 404-811 (135 amino acids)
Source: RefSeq, a predicted model, not a curated record